AUGGAUAAAAUGUUAUUUUGUAUGCUUAUAAUUCAUUUCAUAAUAAUUUAUAUUGUUCAAAUUUGUCAAGGACUUACACGUCCAUUGGUAAUUGGUCAUCGUGGUUCAGCCUAUUUACCUGAACUUACAUUAGAAUCUCAAUCAAUGGCACAUGCUCUAAGAGCUGAUGUAAUUGAAAUUGAUGUUUGUCUUAGUCGAGAUAAUCAAUUAAUUGUCGUUCAUGAUCUUUAUUUAAAUGCGAUAAGUAAUGUCGAAAAUAUAUUUCCAAAUCGAAAUCGUUCUGAUGGUUAUCAUUAUGUCAUUGAUUUUAAUCUUGAGGAAUUACGUCGUCUAAAUAUUCAUGAACGUACUUCACCGUUUACUAAUAUACAAGUUUAUCCAGCUCGUUUUCCUUCAUCAUCAACAGUACAAUUUCAUCUUUCAACACUUAAUGAAACAAUUGAAUUAUUACUUGGUCUUAGUCAUUCUACAAAUCGACAAUAUCAAUUACUUAUUGAAAUAAAAAAUCCUGAAUAUCAUAUACAAUACAAUAGAUCUAUUUCAUCAAUACUACUUUCAACAUUAAAUGCUUAUAAUUUAACUGAACUUAAUGAUCCAAUUAUAAUUCAAACAUUUCACAUAGAAGAAUUAAUACAUAUUCGUAAGAAUCUAUUGAGUAAAUUACGUUUGGUUGCUUUAUUAACAUGGAAUUGGUUAAAUGAAUCUUCAAGUGAUUAUGAUUUCUAUCGAAGUGAACAAGGUUUACAAAAUUUAUCAACGAUUGUUCAAGCUAUUGCACCAAAUAUGGAAUUAUUGGUUAAUUUUGCUCUAGAUGGAUCAUUUAUUAAUGUUACAAAUUUAACUUUAUUGGCUCAUAAAUAUAAUCUUUCUGUUUAUCCAUGGACAUUUCGACGUGAUACCUUCAAAGGAAAUUUUGAACAAUUAAUAAACAUUUUUUAUAAAACAGUUAAAGUAGAUGGUUUCAUUACGAGUCAACCAGAUGUAGUAAUUGAAUUAUUAGAAAAACAAACAUCAAUUCCCAAUACUUUAUCUAAUCAAUUACCUAGUCUCUCGUAUUUCAUAAUUCUAAUACUUAUAUUUCUGCAAAGUGUUAUUGAUACAUGA
Messenger RNA from Rotaria sp. Silwood1, 1104 nucleotides. Lineage: Eukaryota; Metazoa; Rotifera; Eurotatoria; Philodinida; Philodinidae. The record is from the annotation of a GenBank genome assembly.